Culex pipiens pallens (northern house mosquito) is the source of this 4924-nucleotide messenger RNA. Its product is annotated as zinc finger protein 91-like. The transcript has 8 exons. The coding region runs from base 205 to 4881 and encodes 1558 amino acids. NCBI's taxonomy places the organism in Eukaryota, Metazoa, Arthropoda, Insecta, Diptera, Culicidae. The record is from RefSeq and is a predicted model, not a curated record. Gene Ontology annotation, cellular component: nucleus. Gene Ontology annotation, molecular function: zinc ion binding.
ACGUACAAAAUCUACUCGAUUGUUGUUUUUGAAACUUUGAAGUUACGUGUAGCAGGCUGUGAAAAACAAAACAAUCAAAAGAAUGAUUUUUUUGACUGGUUAUUCAAGAGUUUCCGGAAGUUUUUCGCUGGAUUUAAAAGUUCUCCAGAUCUACAGUUCGAUAAAAGCUGAAAUUGAAAGCAAAGCCUAAAAUUUCUGAAUAAAAUGAAGACCGAAUUCAACGAAAUAGUAAACCCGGCGACGCUGUGCCGAGUUUGCAUGGCCACCGAAGAAGAUCAUUUCUCGAACCUGUACGAGGAAUCCCCAUCCAGUCAGCCGCCCAUCAGCUUGCACGAAAUGCUGCAGGUGAUUUGCGCUCCGGUAUUUACCAGUUCCGACUCGAGCGGCGUGCCGGAAAUGCCAACCAGAGUUUGCAACGUGUGCCGGGAUGCCAUUAUUGCGGCCUUCAACCUGCACCAGCAGUGCAUCGAAAGUGAUCGACGGUUGGGUGAGCUACUGACGUUUGAAAAGGAAUUUGACUUUCCAAAGAGCAACGAGGAACUCGAAGAUUUUCCCACUACGGUGGUUGUAAACGAGGUUGUGAUGCCAACGGAGGACGCGGGGGACGUUUCGAAAACUUGCUCAGAGUGUGGCAAGGCAUUUUCACGGAGAUUUACCUUGCUAAGGCAUCAAAGGAAUGGAGUGUGCCCAGGAAAGAGCAACGAUACGAAUCCCAAAGAUCCUCUGUUUGAUGAGUGCAGGCUGCCUAAAAAUUGCCUCGUUUGCGAUAGGGAAUUUGAUAGUCAAUUAACAUUAGAUAAGCACCUGCAAAGCGGGUAUUGCCCGAAUAAACGUAAGAAGAGGUUUGUAGGAGACGGAACAUCAAACUCAAUAAGAGAUUCAAAAACGUGUGCCCAAUGCGGAAAGGUAUUUGCGAGGAGAUACACCCUUUUUAGGCACAAGCGAACCGGCUCUUGUGCAGGAACGGAUCCAAAAAUGUUCCCGUGUCGGUUGUGCGACAAGGCUUUCAAUACGCCCAACGCGUUGCAAGGUCACCGUAGAAAGUGUCAUGGCUCUAACGCUGACAGUGUAAUUUCGGCACCGGAAGCAGAAUUCUGCAGCGAAGACAAGAUGGCGUCAGAAGAAAGGAAGGCCGAUGAGGUGACUGUUGGUCCUUCAAUGAGUAGUGAGAACAUGGUGAUGAUCAAAGUCGAGGCACAGGACCUGAUGGAUGAAAAUGGACAUGAGAACCGAAGUUUCAACUCUGCAGAAAACACAACAGUGAAAACAGAAGACGAGCAAGCUGCACAACGAGUCACGGCGGGUACGAAAACAUGCUCGGUUUGCUCGGAAACGGUUGAAGACAUUGCAAAAUUGAAAAUUCACAUGAGAAGUUGCCAUCAGUUGUACUUGUGCGAGAUAUGUAGUGCAGUUUUCCUUACACGUCAUGUUCUCUGGUAUCAUACACUGAAGCAUAAAGAGCCAAAUGUGACUUGCCCUGUAUGUGGGAAGAAACUAUCAAGCAAGUAUAAUCUAGAGCUGCACAUGCUGAGGCACACUGGAAAAAAGAUGCACGCCUGUGAGUUAUGUUCGAUGCGGUUUACCACUUCUGGAGCGAAAGCUGCCCACUUGCGAAUCCACAAGAAAGAGCGGCCGUUUGUGUGCGACAUCUGUGGAAAAAGAGUAGUAUCAAAAGCGUCGCUAGCUAAACACGUGAAGGAGAUCCACGAAAAUAUAAGACGCUUCGUGUGCUCGGUGUGCACUCGAAGGUUCACCACCAAAUCCCACCUGUCCUGCCACAUGCUGACUCACACGAAGGAAAAGCCUUACAAAUGCAAGCUCUGCCCGCAGGCCUACUCGCAGACCACCGACCUGGUGAGGCACGUUUCCCGCGCCCACUGGAGCGGUAAGCCGUACCCUUGUGACCGGUGCGAUGAGUCCUUCCGGCUGAUUGAGGGCCUGCGAGAGCACUACCGAGUGCACGUUCAGUCUGGCGAAGGUUUGAGUGAGAUGGCAGAGGUGCGGUUCAACAGCAUGACCAUUAUGGACAAGCUUUUUGCCAAGAUUAAGCAACAACGAGCUGAAGAAAGUGGAAAUCUGGAUUCAUGCCACAAUAAUUUGGUUCCGGACACGACGGCACUGUGCCGAGGUUGUAUGACGCCUAAAGAAGGAAACUGCACGAAUCUGUACGAUUCCUGUUCGCUUCCUGCUGGUCAGCCCAGCUUACACGAAAUGCUUAAAAUUAUUUGUGUUCCGGUUUUUGGCGAAUCCGAAGCAGAUGAUCCACCCGGAAUGCCGACGGACGUAUGUUCAAGUUGUCGACACGCCAUCGUAGCGGCCUUUCACCUGCACCAGAUGUGCGUCGAAACGGAUCGUCGAUUGGGCGAGUUGCUGGCAUUGAGGUGGGAACUUGAGGGACCGGACGGAGGCCAACGUCCUCACGAGUGUUCGGUGUGUGGAUUCAAGUUCUCCAUCCUAUCGCAGCUCAAACGUCACAUGCUAACUCACACGAAAGAAAAGCCACAUAAAUGCCAGCUGUGCCCCCAAGCCUACGCCCAGACCAACGAUCUGGUCAAGCACGCGGCUCGUGUGCACGGCAUUGACAAACCAUAUCAAUGCGAUCGGUGCGACGAGGGCUUCCGGUUGUUAACGGAUCUGCGACAGCACUACCGGGUGCACGUGCAAUCGACGGAGGGUGGAGCCGACCAGAUGGACGAGGUGCGAUUUACCACUGUGGCGAUUCUGCAGAGAGCGUUCUCGAAAGACAAACAACAGCAGGCUGAGGGAAAUGACAAAUUGGACCGAGUGAUGGUCGGCUUGCUAUCGCGAAUAUCGAAAGCCCAUCACAUCGACGAGAAAAACCCUAUCGCUGGCUCCGAUGGAACUAUCGUUCCAACCGGAGAGACACGCACACGAAAUUGCUAUCGCCACUUGCAAACAAUCAAAAUGAAAUUUGAUUUGUUCGCGGACACGAAGGCGCUGUGCCGGGUGUGCAUGACGGCCACGGAUGGGCAUCGCACCGGCCUGUACGACGGAACUUCGCUUGUAGCCGGGCAGCCGAGUUUACAUGGAAUGCUGAAAGCCAUUUGUGCGGCGGUAUUUGAUAAAUCUGAUGCUGACUAUCCAACGGGAUUGCCGACGCAGGUCUGCGCCAACUGUCGGAAUGCUAUCCUCGCGGCCUUCAAGCUGCACCAGACGUGCAUCGAAACCGACCGCCGAUUGGGCGAGCUGCUGGCGCUAAAGUGGGAGCUCCAGGAUCUUGGGGGCGGUGGAGAAUCCGGAGAUCCGCUGAGGCCCAUUAAUGAGAAAGGAGAAAUGGCGAACAAGAGCGUUGAACUGGGAGGGGAUGGUACCGUUCAAAUUGUAAUUCAUCCCGGACCUAAUGAUCAAAACAAUGUCUCGUGCUCAAUGAGUGAGAAUGAAGGAAAGAUUAAAGUAGAAGAACUGGACUUUAUGGAUGAAAGCGGAAACGAUGGUCAUGACUCUAGUAGUAUUGACCAAGACGAAAUGGCCGAAGAAGUUGACAAUGAGAUGGAAGUAUGUGAAAUUUGCUCUGAAAAAUUCAUUGAAACUUCGAUCCUAUGCACUCACAUGACAAAUAGGCAUCAAUUGUACAUGUGCGAUUUAUGCCAUCAAACGUUUGGAUCGCAGUUCUGGCUAUCGAAACAUGAAACCCUGCAUUCAAGGACUAGAAAUCAUCUAAAUGUAUAUCCAGACCCCGUGUUUUGUUCCGAGUGUGGCCAAACGUUGCAAAACACCGCUAGGCUGCGCAAACAUUUACGGACGAGAUGUGCUAAGCUGAAAGCUUUAUCGCUAACGAAUAAGGAAGUUGCUAUCAGAACCUGCAGAGUAUGCGGUAAAUUUCAUCAAUCUGUUCGUCGCCUGUUUGAGCAUAUGAAACAGGACCACCCGGGCAGAAACAAGUUGGGUUUGGUCGUUGUUAGGAAGCGGAACCAAUGCAGUAAAUGUCAGGAAUCGUUUCCUACAAAAUCAGCUCUAACAAAACAUCGACAGGUCCACAAUGCGCCUUUUAAAUGUUCGAUAUGUGGUAAAGAGUUGCUCACUAAAGCAGCUCUCAAGGGCCACAUCAUAAGACACUCGGAUGUUAAACCCCAUUCUUGCGAUUUGUGUCCGGUACGGUUUUACACGAACCAGGAGCUGAAAAGUCACAUGUUACUGCACGCUAAACAACAGAAUGCCAUUAGAGAAAUAAAGUUGCACAAGUGUAAAACUUGCAACGCAUCCUUUCCUACGAAAGCAGCUCUAACGAAACAUCGACCGACACACAACGUACCUAGCAACUGCUCGGUCUGUGGUAAAACGUUGCAUUCCAGCGCGGCACUCAAGGUCCACAUGAUGAGACACGCUGAUACUAAAGCACACUGUUGUGAUUUGUGUCCGCUGCGGUUUUACACAAAAGGGGACUUGUACAAUCACAAGGCAUCUCACGUUCAACAACGGACUCACAUUUGCGAUAUUUGUGGGUCGAAGUUUGCAAAGCAAAGUGCGCUGAAGAGACACGUUAAACUUGUCCAUGAAGGCCUUCGCCCCUUUGAGUGCCAGAUUUGUGGUUUCAAGCUGUUCACGUCGACGCAGCUGAAGCGCCACUUGCUUGGCCAUUCGAAGGAAAAGCCCUACAAGUGCGAGCUGUGCACACAAGCCUUCGUCAAGACCGACGAGCUGGCCAAUCACGUGGCUCGCAAACACCGGGGCGGCCUACCGUACCCUUGCGAUCGCUGCGAUGAGUCGUUCCGGUUGAUGACGGAGCUGCGCCACCACUACCGGGUUCACGUUCAAGCUGGCGAACAGAUCGAUGAGAUGCGGUUUACCGCGAUGGCUACGUUGCAGCGAAUAUUCGCGAGGGAUAAACAGAAGCUGGCUGAAGAAGGCAAUGGUGCGUAAUGAUUAGAAAUACAGUUUAAUGUGAAGGAUAAAUGAUCAAACU